AUGCCGCUCCGCCUUGACUCGCUGGUCCCAGAAGGCGCCGGGUUUCCCAAGAUGGCGGCCGACGUGUCCGUUACUCACCGGCCCCCGCUGAGUCCGGAGCCCGGGGCCGAAGUAGAAGCUCCUGAUACUGCGGAACGCCGGGCACCCGAGGAAGAGCUGCCGCCUCUAGAUCCGGAAGAGAUCCAGAAACGCCUGGAACACACCGAGCGCCAGUUCCGUAACCGCCGUAAGAUACUGAUCCGAGGCCUCCCGGGGGACGUGACCAACCAGGAAGUACACGACCUACUCAGCGACUAUGAGCUCAAGUACUGUUUUGUGGACAAAUACAAAGGGACAGCCUUCGUGACCCUGCUGAACGGCGAGCAGGCCGAGGCGGCCAUCGGCGCCUUCCACCAGAGCCACCUGCGGGAGCGGGAGCUGUCGGUGCAGCUGCAGCCCACCGACGCCCUGCUGUGCGUGGCCAACCUGCCCCCCAGCCUGACGCAGGCGCAGUUCGAGGAGCUGGUGCGGCCCUUCGGCAGCCUGGAGCGCUGCUUCCUGGUGUACAGCGAGCGCACCGGCCACUCCAAGGGCUACGGCUUCGCCGAGUACAUGAAGAAGGACUCGGCCGCGCGCGCCAAGUCGGACCUGCUGGGCAAGCCGCUGGGCCCGCGCACGCUCUACGUGCACUGGACGGACGCGGGCCAGCUCACGCCCGCCCUGCUCCACUCGCGCUGCCUCUGCGUCGAUCGCCUGCCGCCGGGCUUCAGCGACGUGGACGCCCUGCGCCGGGCGCUGUCCGCCGUGCACACACCCACCUUCUGCCAGCUCGCGUGCGGCCAGGAUGGACAGCUGAAGGGCUUCGCCGUGCUGGAGUACGAGACGGCCGAGAUGGCGGAGGAGGCCCAGCAGCGGGCUGACGGCCUGGCCCUGGGCGGCAGUCACCUGCGCGUGUCCUUCUGUGCCCCCGGUCCCCCAGGCCGCAGCAUGCUGGCCGCACUCAUCGCUGCCCAGGCCACGGCCCUCAAUCGGGGCAAGGGGCUGCUGCCGGAGCCCAACAUCCUCCAGCUGCUCAGCAACCUGGGCCCAUCCGCCUCCCUCCAGCUGCUGCUCAACCCCCUACUCCAGGGUGGCGCCGGCGGCAAGCAGGGCCUCCUGGGAGCCCCCCCAGCCAUGCCUCUGCUCAGCGGGCCCGCCCUGUCCACAGCGCUGCUGCAGCUGGCCCUGCAGACCCAGAGCCAGAGCCAGGCUCAGAAGAAGCCGGGCAUUCUGGGAGACUCACCCCUGGGCACCCUCCAGCCGGGCACCCAGACGGCCAGCCCUCUCCUUGGGGAGCUGUCUGCAGGGGGAAAUCUGCCCUCAGAGCUGCUGCCCGGACGGGGCAAACCACCCCCCCUGCUGCCACCGCUGCUGGGCCCCUCUGCGGGCGACCGGGACACCAUGGGUCUGGGUCCCCCGGCCGCCCAGCUCACCCCACCUCCUGCCCCUGUGGGGCUCCGUGGCCAAGGAGUCAGAGGCCUGCAGAAGGACAGCGGGGCCCUGCCUGCGCCCACUGGGGUGUCGCUGCUGGGGGAGCCCCCCAAGGACUAUCGGAUCCCCCUGAACCCUUACCUGAACCUCCACAGCUUGCUUCCUGCCAGCAACCUGGCAGGGAGUGAGGCCCGGGGCUGGGGAGGUGGCAACCGAGUCCGCCGCCCACCCGAGGCCCCCACACCCCCUCCCCGGAGCGCGGGGGGAGGGGGCAGCAGCAAAGCUUUUCCACCCAAGUCCCGCCUGCUCAGCCCCCUCUCCAGCUCCCAGUUACCCCCUGAACCAGGGCUGCCUGACAGCUUUGGCUUCGACUACCCUUCGGACGUGGGACCUCGCCGGCUCUUCCCCCACGCACGGGAGCCAGCCCUGGGGGCUCACAGACCCAGCCGGCACAAGAUGUCCCCCCCACCCAGUGGCUAUGGAGAUCGGAGUGGCGGAGGAGGCGGGGCCCCUCUUUCACACUUCUACUCGGGCUCCCCGACUUCCUACUUCACCAGCGGCCUGCAGGCCGGCCUCAAACAGAGCCACCUCAGCAAGGCUGUUGGAUCCUCCCCGCUGGGCUCCAGUGAGGGGCUCCUGGGCCUUGGGCCUGGGCCCAAUGGCCAUAGCCCCCUGUUGAAGACCCCGCUGGGCGGCCAGAAGCGUAGCUUUGCCCACCUGCUGCCCUCGCCCGAGCCCAGCCCCGAGGGCAGCUACGUGGGCCAGCACUCGCAGGGCCUCGGCGGCCACUAUGCAGACUCCUACCUGAAGCGGAAGCGGAUUUUCUAAGGGGCCUCCCCCGCAGCACAGCGCUUUGGGGGGGGUUCCUGGGUUUUAUGGGAUGUCCCUCCCCCUUCCUUCCCCCCCCAAUUUUCUUUCAGUACUAAGAGAAAUCUCGGGAAAGACUUUGCUGACCAAGGAACUGGAGCCCAAGGAAAAAAGAGGGCUUUGGGAGCCCCCCCCCCAUGUCCGGGCCUGCUCUCAUGCGCAGAAACCUGCAGCCUUAAGAGAGAGGCACCCGCCUGCCCUCUCCUUCCCUGGGCCCUUCCUCCCACGCCCGCCCGGCUCUCAGGGGUCCCCCGCCCUCCUCGCCUCAUCACUCCUGUGUUUUGGCCUUUCCAGUGCCUUGGAGGCCCCUGACCUCCCGCGAGGAUCAGAGACUGUCUGGCCUUUUUUAACUUUUGACAAUGGACUUUGGUUUUCUUUUAUAAUUUUUAUGAUUCCUUUUUUGUUUUUUAACC
Molecule: messenger RNA, 2729 nt
Organism: Dipodomys ordii (Ord's kangaroo rat)
Lineage: Eukaryota; Metazoa; Chordata; Mammalia; Rodentia; Heteromyidae
Gene: Raver1
Product: ribonucleoprotein, PTB-binding 1
Exons: 13
Coding region: 1-2277 (758 amino acids)
Molecular function (GO): RNA binding
Source: RefSeq, a predicted model, not a curated record